AUGACGGAGCCCUUCCCGUCGAGCUCGGUUUGCUCACUGUCGAGUUCUCGUCGCCUUCCCAACGGACAGCAACCACGAAAGCUCCGGGAUAGCUGCAUCCACUGUGCAAAUUCAAAGGUCAAGUGCAACAAGGAGAAGCCUAUCUGCGGUCGUUGUGUUCGGCGUCGGCUGCCUUGCGAGUAUAAAGUAUCCCGCCGGACUGGCCGUACUUCACGCAGCAUAGCACAGCUCCUGGGAUCGGGAUCCACAGGAAGAACGACAGAAACAUUAACAAUAUCCCCAGCAAUCCAUCCGGCAAAUACCGGCGGCAACGCAACCUCAAGCGUCUUGCCAUCAAACCCUGUCACCAGCGGACCAUCGCAAACCCCGUUAUUGACGCCGAUAACCCCUAUCCCGACGUCAGAGCCUUCUCCAGAUCAUUGCAUACCCCAAACUCCAGACGUUUGGCGGUCCUUCUUGUCUCCCAGCGCGUUCAACCCAGAUGUUGGGGAUCUGUCGUCGCUGAUAUCAAUGCCCCCUGAUGUCGGAAAUUUGUUUGGAUCAGUCAUGGGAUCGCCCCUAUUCGAUACCUGCGAUAUUGACUCACUACCAGCUCAGGCAAUCGGGGAAUCUGUGUCGGUCACCGAGCAUCCGUUGUUUCCGACGCCAGCGCUUUCGGAUCCGAAAUCAGAAGACACUUCAGAAACCACAUCAAAUCACGUGAAGUCCUGUCUGAUCUCUGUAUUGGAUGUCUUCAGGGACGUGUUUGCUGACACGCCGACGCCGUGCAAGAAAGCCGAUAGACAGCAGAGUUCCAGCAGGGCCCCAACGAUAGAGUCCGUUGUGUCAGAUAAUAGAGAGGCUAUCGACACGCUCAGCGCUGUUAUGGAUUGCCCUUGCUCUCACGACGGAUACAUACUAUCCAUUGUCUCACUUGCUGUUUUGAAAGUGAUGGGUAGGUAUAUCGCCGCAGCGAGGGGACAAAUACCCGCUACGGAGGACACCAGGGGCUGGGGACAGGAGGUCUCUAUGCAUUCAGAUAGAUCUAGGCAAUUCCUUCCAUUCGACGAGCAGUUACCGGGCUCGCCAGGCCCGGUAGGCAGUUACUCUAUUGAAGGAAGAAACCAAAAUCGUAUGGCAGCGCAGCUUGUCUUGAGCGAAUUACACCGCGUACAGCGGCUUGUCAACGUCCUUGCAUCACGGCUAGAAAAUGUUCGCCUAAGGUCGUGUCUUUCGCCGGCUUCUACUUUCGGCCCCAACAGCACAGAUAGCAUCAUUGAGAACCCGUUGCUUGCUGCGAGACGCAUAUUGCCGUUAUCAGGUUCCACGUUCUCCAAAAUGGAGGAUGACCUUCGUAAACGCCUUCGCGCCGUAUCUUCUGAAACAAUCGAAAUUCUCCGGCGGGCAUGA
This is a messenger RNA of Aspergillus nidulans FGSC A4, 1389 nucleotides long. RefSeq lists its product as uncharacterized. Gene Ontology annotation, cellular component: nucleus. Lineage: Eukaryota; Fungi; Ascomycota; Eurotiomycetes; Eurotiales; Aspergillaceae. The record is from RefSeq and is a predicted model, not a curated record. The coding region runs from base 1 to 1389 and encodes 462 amino acids. The transcript has a single exon. Gene Ontology annotation, biological process: aflatoxin biosynthetic process; DNA-templated transcription; regulation of transcription by RNA polymerase II. Gene Ontology annotation, molecular function: zinc ion binding; DNA-binding transcription factor activity, RNA polymerase II-specific; DNA binding.